This is a messenger RNA of Schistocerca gregaria, 1062 nucleotides long. RefSeq lists its product as uncharacterized. NCBI's taxonomy places the organism in Eukaryota, Metazoa, Arthropoda, Insecta, Orthoptera, Acrididae. The transcript is spliced from 2 exons. The coding region runs from base 113 to 814 and encodes 233 amino acids. The record is from RefSeq and is a predicted model, not a curated record.
UGAAUACCCGUUUAUCAUCUGCAUUUCUUCUUGGUGUAGUAAUUUUAAUGGUCAGUAGUGCAUUUAACAGAUUUAGUAAGAUUAUCAGAGAAAGAUCCUGCUCCAGCAUCAGAUGACAAGGCACUUUCGAUUCUCGGGAUUACGUGUAGGGAGUAGUAAACAUCUGGUCGAGGUACUGGAGUACGCGCGUACAGCGUCGCUUUGUUUUUGGAAGGCUGCGCGUGUAGUAUGUUUGUGCAGUGACAGCAGCAGGGGGCUUGCCCGCUGCGGAAACACGUCAGACCGCGCCGUACUUAAGAUGUGGGCCGUGGCGGGAGGAUCCAGUCCGCUCCGCACGGCACUACCAGAGACACGCAGCACGAUGAGUGACGCACGCAGAGUCCUCCUUUUCGUCGCAGCGGCAGCCGCAGUGGCCACCGGACUCCCCUUGGUGGUGCCGGCUCCCGGCUUCGGCUGGGUGCUGCCGCAUCCAGCCCAUAUAGCGGGACGGCCUCCGCUGCCCCCUCCGCCCCUGGCGCCUCACUCCGUGUUCAUCCUCGUACACGGCAACCCUGCUCAUGUACCGUGUCUACAAACAGGGGCUUCGCCUGUGCAGACUGGAAUCGCUGCAGGCUCACACAGUGCUGUGGACAAGAAUCGUCAGACCGAGUCCGUUACGACGAUGGCUACGACGAGGGCCGCGGUGUCCCCCACAGCUGCCGCGGACGCGACGACGAGGCAGCAGGGCCUGCUGAGCUUCAUCAACGUGCCGGACAUCCCGUGUCCUGAGGGGCAGAGGCGGGACCCAGCGGGCAACUGCAGGGACGAGUGGUAGGUGGGCGGUCUCUGGAACAAGAACUCUGCAGGGAGACCACUGGUGCGACCUGACAAACGCAGCUAAUUUGUGCUGUGGCCUGGCAGAAUUUUACGCUUCAUCCUGUGUUAUAAGUUAUUGACGUGGCUGUGUUAUUGUAGUUCUUAACAAGUUGAGUCGUAAUAUUGUUUUUCUUCAUUUUUUGUACUUUUAGAAAUAUAUUAUCUAUUUAUUUAUUUUAUUUAUGUGACUGUAAAUAAAAAAUUUAC